AGACCCAAGAUUGUACGAGACCCAAAUAAUUGCUUUGACUCAAGAACAACCCACAAAAUGAAACCAAAUCAAAACUUUAACUUUACAUUCUACAAGACAGUCCUCAUCCUCUUCAAGGACUGUCUGUUAGAACCUCGCUCCUCUAGAACUCCUAAAUUCUCCUUCUCUUGCCUUCUAGUCUUCUCUUAAUCCCCCUCCUCCAACCCUCAAGAUGACAGCAGGAAAGGCGGUGGAGGGAGAUGGUGAUCAUAACUGAACUCGGGAAGGCCGACUCCAGAAGAGGAAGGGGCCUGAGAAGUGGGUGGGAUCGAGAGAAGGGAAGAAGAGAGCGAUUAGAGGCUCCUCUCCAGCUCACCACCACAGGAGGAAUGGGAUUACUAAAUGUUUCUUUCUAUUUUUCACAUACACUCUCUCUCUCCUCUUUCUCAGCACCCCCCUUGCCCUUCCCCCAAGAACUGGCAAUUGGGAGGGACUAAGAAGAAUGGGAGGAGCCCAUUAUUGGCUUUGGUCCCAACCUCUCUGAGUUCCUCUAGUUUGCGUUAGUUGAUUGCAGCCUGCUUGGGGUGCUGUGCCAGGAUUCGAGGGGAUUCCAGGGAAGCUGGGUCUGUGGGUGGGUAAGCGAUAUGACUGCUCUAAGUCUGUGUGCCUACCGUAGAGGCGGGGGCCGGGAUCUUCUCCUUAGCCUGUGCAGGAGCCUCUGGGCGCUCCCGGGGAGCGUGGGGUCACGGAGCAGGGGACCGAGGCUGCCCCAGCAGUUGCACUGCCGGUUCCUGGGUAGUGGCAACCCCGGUCACAGGUCUGACCGCGAAGGGACCGCCAGCGCCGCCCCAACGGUGCCAAGGAGCCUCGGCUCCUACGCGGAGCUGUGCGAGCAGGCGGUCAGAGAGCCUCACGUAUUUUGGGGACGCUUUGCCCGGGACAUGUUGGUGUGGGACACCCCUUACCAUACCGUCGAGGACUGCGAUUUCAGCCAGGGCAAGAUCAGCUGGUUCCUGGGUGGCCAGCUGAACGUAUCGGUAAACUGCUUGGAUCGACAUGUGCAGAAGUUCCCGGAUAGAGUUGCUUUGAUCUGGGAGAAGGAUGAACCUGGCACAGAAGUGAAAAUCACAUAUAGGGAGCUUCUGGAGACCACAUGCCGCCUGGCCAACACAUUAAAGAAACAUGGAGUGCGUCGAGGGGACAGGGUUGCCAUCUACAUGCCUGCAUCUCCACUGGCUGUGGCCGCCAUGCUGGCCUGUGCUCGAAUUGGGGCUGUUCACACAGUGGUCUUUGCUGGCUUUAGUGCUGAGUCCUUAGCUGGAAGAAUUAAUGAUGCAAAAUGCAAAGUGCUCAUCACCUACAACCAAGGAGUCCGUGGAGGACGGAUUGUCGAGCUGAAGAAGAUAGUGGAUGAAGCUGUGAAGAACUGUCCAACUGUCAAACAUGUCUUAGUAGCUCACAGAACAGACAAGAAAAUCCACAUGGGGAACUUGGAUGUCCCUCUUGAAGAAGAGAUGGCUAAGGAGAAUCCUGUGUGUGCUCCUGAAAUCAUGGACAGUGAAGACAUGCUUUUUAUGCUUUAUACAUCAGGGAGUACGGGGAAGCCAAAAGGGCUUGUCCACACCCAGGCUGGCUAUUUGCUCUUUGCUGCUGUGACACACAAGCACGUGUUUGACUGCCAGCAAGGGGAUGUAUUUGGCUGUGUGGCAGACAUCGGAUGGAUUACAGGUCACAGCUAUGUUGUGUAUGGUCCACUUUGCAAUGGAGUUACCAGUGUCCUGUUUGAGAGCACCCCAAUUUAUCCCAAUGCAGGUCGAUACUGGGAGACAGUUCAAAGACUGAAAAUUAAUCAGUUCUAUGGUGCUCCUACUGCUAUACGGGUACUAUUGAAUCAUGGAGAUGCUUGGGUUAAGAAAUAUGACAGAUCAUCCUUAAGAACCUUGGGAUCAGUGGGAGAACCGAUUAACCAGGAGGCCUGGGAAUGGCUCCACAAGGUGGUGGGAGACAGCAGGUGCACAGUAGUAGACACUUGGUGGCAAACAGAAACAGGAGGCAUUUGUAUUGCUCCUCGGCCCUCUGAGGAGGGGGCUGAGAUCCUUCCUAGUAUGGCUAUGAGACCCUUUUUUGGAAUCACUCCAGUUUUAGUGGAUGAAAAGGGGAAAGUUAUAGAAGGUGGAGAUGUUUCUGGUGCUUUGUGUAUUGCUCGGGCUUGGCCUGGCAUGGCAAGGACAAUCUAUGGAGAUCAUCAGAGAUUUGUUGAUGCAUACUUUAAAGCUUUUCCAGGCUAUUAUUUCAGUGGAGAUGGUGGUUAUAGGACUGAGGAUGGAUAUUACCAGAUAACUGGACGAAUGGAUGAUGUUAUAAACAUCAGUGGUCAUCGGCUAGGAACUGCGGAGAUUGAAGAUGCAAUGGCUAAUCAUCCUGAUGUGCCUGAAACAGCAGUGAUUGGCUAUCCUCAUGACAUAAAAGGAGAAGCUGCAUGUGCUUUCAUAGUACUGAAAGAUGAUAUAGAUAAUUCAGACGUCAUAUUGAAUGAGCUCAAAUCAAUUGUAGCCACCAAGAUAGCUAAAUAUGCAGUGCCUGAUCAAAUUCUGGUGGUAAAACGUCUUCCAAAAACUCGGUCUGGAAAAAUUAUGAGACGGCUCUUAAGAAAAAUAAUCACUGACAAUGCUCAGAAUAUGGGAGAUAUUAGCACAUUGGAGGACCCUUCUGUGAUUUCUGAAAUUAUAAAAGCUUACCAGAAACACAAAGCCAAACUAUCAUAAUAGAGAAGAGAUGUACAUCAGUCUGGAACUUCCAAAACUAUGUUUGGCCAAAACCAAAUACAACAGUCUCUUGUCGCCCUUCCUCAGGACAUAUUCCCUGAAAUUGAUUUAUUUCCAAAUCAGGAAAAAGUUCUCUACAAUCACCACAAAUCUAGUGAUCAUACCAUAAAGGCCUGUUGCAGUGGUUUCUUCCCUCCUCCCUCCUUUUCUUUCUCUGAAAGAGGAACUAGGAAUGUAAACGAAGAGGCAAAACCAAAGUUGAGAUAUAUUCAUCUUCAUGAAAAUAGAAACUAAUUUGAUUUCCAUGGGGAGUGGGUUGGUGGUGAAAGGAAUUUAUUUAUCAUCAUCAAGGUACAAAAGGGGAUAUGUUAAAAUGUGCCUUCUCAGAAGAUUUUAAAAUAGAAGCAAUAAUAUUUUCCCCAUGUUUUCUUGGAAAUAAGAGCUGUAGAGUCUUUAUUUUUAUACUUUCUUACUUCAGAAGAACAUCAUAUGGAGAAAUUUAAUGUAUGAAUUUAUUUGUAUAUAUUCUUUGUAAUAUCAUUUUAGAGUAGAUAGUGGUAGUUAUAAACUUUUUUCUUUUCAGCGCUUGUGGAGUGUGAAUGGCAUGGACACACUUUUAGUCAUAUUGUUUAAAGAAUUUUAGAAACAACAAAAAUUGAUGAAUCAAUACAAUCACAUUAGUUAUGUAUUGAUGCCUUUCAAAAAUGGAGAAGCAUUUCAUUUUGCCUAUUAGGACUGCAUCUAUCAUAAAGGAACAAAAUUAAUUUCCUAAAAGCUUGGUUAUGAAUUUGUUCAUCUUUAAAUCUUGGCUAAUUAUUUUAUUUUAUUUUUUUGAGCAAUGGAUUUUUCUUUCCCUUAGAAAGCUUCUUGGCUGUGGACCAGUAAAACUUUAAAUUGCAGCACUGCUAAAAUUAACCAAUGAAAAUGCAAAUAACCUAUUACAAUAAGCACAGAGUUCUUGGAAGAACCUAAAGAAUUCUUGAAAAAUGUUUCUGGCUCUACAUUGGAAAAUUGGGGCAGUUCAAAACUCUGAUCAGAAACUAAAAACACAAGAAAAGUCUAUUUUAUGAAAGUGCCUUAAUGUUAAUCAAAUAGCUAGUAUUCACAUUAGAUGACUAAACAUUAAUUGUUGACUUAUUAGUAAACAUUUGGAAUAUUAUUAACCAACAAAUACAGCUGACAGCAGUAAUUGACUAUUGCUAAUUGACAUUAAACAUCUGCUAUGCAUAUAAUCUAAAUUUAUUUUAUUGUACAGUAAGGUUUGACUUUUUGUGACCUCAUGGACCAUAUCUAUCUAUGGAAUUUUCUUGGCAAAGAUACUGGAGUGGUUUGCCAUUUCUUUCUCCAAUUGAUUCAGUGGAGCCUUCUGUCAGACAAUCAGAAGUUAAGUGAAUUACUGAAGGUCCUACAGCUAGAAAGAAUCUGAGGCCAGAUUGGAACAGAGGAAUUCCUGACUCCAGCUCCAGCACUCUAUCCACUGAGCCACCCAGCUGCCUUCUAAGUUUGUUUUAGUUUGGUCACUCUUAUAGCACUUAAAACAGUCACUUAGAGAACAAUAUACUUAGUUUUAUAAAUUCUUUUUAUAUAUUAGCCAAAGCUCUCUUUAUUGUCUUGCUUGGUUCCCUUGCUGCUUUGAAAGAGCUGACACAUCUGAGACUUCAAAAUGUGAUCUGUAAGAUCUAUUGACUUACAAGGACUUAUUUGCAGAUGAAUCAAAAUAAAACAAUAUUUUGAUCCUAGUUUAUUAUUAUAA
Molecule: messenger RNA, 4497 nt
Organism: Monodelphis domestica (gray short-tailed opossum)
Lineage: Eukaryota; Metazoa; Chordata; Mammalia; Didelphimorphia; Didelphidae
Gene: ACSS1
Product: acyl-CoA synthetase short chain family member 1
Cellular component (GO): mitochondrion
Molecular function (GO): AMP binding; acetyl-CoA synthetase activity
Source: RefSeq, a predicted model, not a curated record